Verruconis gallopava is the source of this 1758-nucleotide messenger RNA. Its product is annotated as phosphomevalonate kinase. Bases 192 to 1589 code for a protein of 465 amino acids. Gene Ontology annotation, biological process: ergosterol biosynthetic process; isopentenyl diphosphate biosynthetic process, mevalonate pathway. Gene Ontology annotation, cellular component: peroxisome. Gene Ontology annotation, molecular function: ATP binding; phosphomevalonate kinase activity. Lineage: Eukaryota; Fungi; Ascomycota; Dothideomycetes; Venturiales; Sympoventuriaceae. The record is from RefSeq and is a predicted model, not a curated record. The transcript has 2 exons.
GCCUGGUCUGGUCCGGCAAUGACUGUGCAAGUCCCCAGCCCAAGUCAGCGCCGACAACCUCAUUCAGAACACCGGACUCCGACCUCAGCCCUACUCCCGCGUGCGUCCGUAGGCAAGUCCGACUCUAGCCCUGUCUCAAUCUUCAAGAGGGUGUGUGCGUGUGUACCGUGAAAUUGUCGCAUAAAUCUCACAUGAUGACGUCGUUCUCGGCCUCCGCUUCGGCGCCGGGCAAGGUCUUCUUGGCUGGUGGCUAUCUGGUCCUCGAUCGGGAGUAUACCGCGCUGGUCUUCGGCCUGGAUGCCAGAAUACAUGCCCACAUUGAGCCGCUGAAGACAACCAGUGGCGUGCAUCUCGAGGAGAUUGUUGUGCGCAGUCCGCAGUUUAGGGAGGCUCACUGGGAGUAUGGCUACAGAGCGACCGAGGAAGCCGGCGGCGUGAAGGUGACGCAGUUGAGAGUAUCAGCCCAGGACAAGAUCAAGAAGAACCCGUUCAUAGAGACAACACUCAGCUAUGUGCUCACCUACAUAGCCUCCGUCACUUCCCCCAACAUUCCUCCAUCAAUCAUCACCAUCUUGGCAGAUGACAGCUAUUACACCACCUCUAAUCCCUCGGGGUCGUCUUCCACCGGCUCCUCAAAGACUUUCAGCGACUUCGGCGUCAAGCUCUCAGAUGCCCACAAGACCGGCCUGGGCUCCUCGGCGGCACUGGUGACUUCUCUGACGGCAGCACUGCUGCUCCACUACUUGCCCAAAGGUAGCUUCUCCCUCGACAACGAGGCCUCGAAGAAAAGGCUGCACAAUCUCGCACAGACAGCGCACUGCGCAGCCCAGGGCAAGGUGGGAUCCGGCUUCGACAUCGCGACUGCAGUGUACGGCUCCUGCUUAUACAGGCGCUUCAGUCCUUCCCUGCUCGAUGGUUUGGGCAAUCCCGCUUCCGCGGGCUUCAGUGCACGGCUCAAGGCCCUCGUCGAGGAGAGCGGUCCGGAUUCGACAUGGGACGUCGAGGUCUUCAAACAGAAGGUGAAAAUCCCGAAGGGUCUGCGGCUGGUCAUGUGCGAUGUGGACUGCGGCAGCGAGACGCCCGGCAUGGUGAAGCAGGUUCUCGCAUGGCGAGCGCGGGAGCAUGAUGAGGCCGACAUGCUGUGGGGUGCUUUGCAGACGCGCAACGAAGCGCUUGCCGCCGAGCUGACUCGAAUUGCGGCCACAGGCGGGCAGGGUGCAGACUAUGCACCGCUGAAGAGCAUCAUCGCGGAGAUUCGGAACUACAUCAGGGAAAUGUCGCGGCUGUCCGGCGUGCCCAUCGAGCCGCCGCCUCAGACGAAGCUCAUCGACGCGUGCUCGCAGGUUGAGGGCGUGAUUGGCGGCGUGGUACCGGGUGCCGGCGGCUAUGAUGCGAUUGCGCUGUUGAUCGAGGAUAAGGAAGACGUGCUGCGGCGCCUCGAUGCAAUGCUCGAGACGUGGCAAGUGGAAGUCUACGCGGAACCCGGAAGCGGGCCUAGCAUUGGAAAAGUAACCAGACUUCCUGUGAGGGAGGAAAUGGAUGGCAUUAGGGUCGAGGAUGCAUCCAAGUACGGGAAGUGGAUUCAGUGAUGCCAUUGUACAUGAGCGUCUUUUGAAUCCAGGCACAUGGGGUGUUCUGCAAAUCAAGAUAGACAGGUAAAGGGAUGGAAAUUGUCGUGCUAGCGUCACAAAAUUCCACCUUCUUCAGCACUCCUGAAGAUAUCUUUGAAUGAACAGGGCGUGUCUUUUACACCUCAAA